Messenger RNA from Prionailurus viverrinus (fishing cat), 1458 nucleotides. RefSeq names its product MAS related GPR family member D (gene MRGPRD). The record is from RefSeq and is a predicted model, not a curated record. Gene Ontology annotation, molecular function: G protein-coupled receptor activity. NCBI's taxonomy places the organism in Eukaryota, Metazoa, Chordata, Mammalia, Carnivora, Felidae. Gene Ontology annotation, cellular component: membrane. Gene Ontology annotation, biological process: G protein-coupled receptor signaling pathway.
AUGGCGCCCAUCAUCCACUUCCUGGUAUUCCCAGCCUCAUGUAACCCCGUACUGAUGAACCAGACUCUGAACGGCAGCCAGAUCCGAAAGGCCACCGCAAGCCACCCCGGGGCGGACCCGCUGGCCGUGGCUCCCGUGGUGCUGAGUGCCCUGGCCGUGUGCACCUGCUCGUGCAGCAUAGCGGGCAUAGCGGGCAAUGGCAUGGUGGUCUGGCUGCCGGGCUGCCGAGCGCAGAGGACCCCCUUCUGCACGGACGUCCUCCACCUGGCCGUGGCCGACCUCCUCCUCCUGCUCUGCACGGCCUCCAUGCCCACUCUAGACACCCCCCUGCUGGCCCGCGAGGUGCUGCAGAGAACAAAAUACCCGCUGGCGGCCAUCAGCGCACAGCGCUGCCUCUCUGUCCCCUUCCCCAUCUGGUACAAGCGUCACCGGCCCCAGCACCUGCCGGCCGUCACGCGAGCCCUGCUCUGGGCGCCGCCCCUCCUGAUGAACGCGCUGGCCUCUUUCUUCUGCGGCAAGUUCUGGCACCUCUGGGAAGCGCAGUGUUUCGUGACGGACUCCGUCUUCCGCGUCCUCAUCAUCGGGUCCUUCACAUGAGCGACGGUGAUCCCGUCCAGCGCGACCCUCUUCACGCGGGCGCGGGGGAGCUCACAGCGGCGGCGGCGGCCUGCGCGACUGUCCGUGGUCAUCCUGGCCUCCGUCCUGGUGUUCCUCGUCCGCACCCCGCCCCUGGGCAUCCGCUGGUUCCUCCUCUACUGGCUGGACCUGCCCCAGAGGACGAAGACUCCGUUCUCCCACUCGGCGCGCCGGUCCUCGGCCGCGAGCAGCAGGGCCAACCCGGUCCUCUACUUCCCGGUGGGCAGCCGGGGCGGCCGGGGCCUGCGGGAGCCCCUGGGGGGCGCGCUCCACCGGGCGCUGAGGGAGGAGCCCGAGCUGGAGGGGAGGGAGACGCCGUCCACCGGCACCAACGAGGUGGGGGUCCGAGGGCCGCCGCGCCCUACGGCCGGUCCACUGUGUCCGUCGCUGAUCAAACUCCUGCUGGCCGUGAGCCAUGAGACUGCCGCAUCCUUCACGUGGCCUUGGCCAGCACUUGACCCCUGGCUUUUGCCUUUGGGUCGCCUUGCAACACUGUCCCUGGCAACCACGGCUGGUCUGUUUGCUUUCUUCCGGGAGGAAGCUGGCUGGAACCAGGAGAGCCUGUGUCUGGCCUCACUGGAGAUUGGAGAUGCACAGUCGACCUUGUGUCUCCGACGUCCUGCCUUUGGAGGCCUGAUCGGGAGCCAGAGCGUGAACUACAAAGAUGUCCACGCGUACGGGUGCGUGUUUCAUGCGCCCCGGCUGUCAGUGCUUUUCAAUGAAAGUGAUCGGAAGAUGUGGCUCAUCAGGAAGUCCACCCCUCCAGAGACCCUGGGUUUCUCUGCGUCUUUCUACUGGUCCCCACGGCCCCAGGACAUGUAA